UGGUCACUGGUCGGUGAGCUUAGCUAGGCCCUCGAGGGGAAUGGAGGCGGCCGGAGCGGAAGGGAGGAGGCCGGUGGGCAGGGUGGAGGCAAGCCCGGAGCGGGGCAGACCGGCGUACGCGUCGUCGGUGAGGCCGGCGCCGGCGAGGCCCAUGAGGAAGGUGCAGAUCAUCUACUACCUCUGCAGGAACGGGCAGCUGGAGCACCCGCACUUCAUGGAGCUCGCGCAGCAUCCACACCAGCCCCUCCGCCUCAAAGAUGUGACGGACAGGCUCACGCUGCUGAGGGGUAAAGGCAUGGCGGCUCUCUUCGCAUGGUCAUGCAAGAGGAACUACAAGAACGGGUACGUGUGGAACGACUUGUCGGAGAACGAUGUGAUCUACCCGUCGGACGGCGUGGAGUACGUGCUCAAGGGCUCUGAGAUCUUCCCUGGCUGCUCUUCAGAUCGGUUGCAGCACCUCCGGGCGACCGACAGGUCUCCGACGAAACCCCUGGCCCUCCCCCACAAGCAGUACGUGGACAGAUACCGAGACGACGCCGCAGAAGAUCCCGACGACGACGAGCUGGGGCACUGUUACCACCGCCGAGCCGCGGCAGCUCGGCCCGACAAGCCCGUCUUGGCUCGCACCAUCCGGAGCCGUCCCGUGGAGCUGCCAGUCGAGGAAACCUCGCCGCCGUCCUCGACCUCCUCGGACAAGCCGCCGGAGCCCCAGCAGCCGAGUGGGCGGGCCGAAGAGCCUGAGCCGAACCGCCCCGGCUCGAUGCUUCUGCAGCUCAUCGCGUGCGGGUCGACGGCGGCCGCAGCCGGCUCGGGGAAGUGCCGGGCGGAGCCGAGGCGGAGCUGCGGCUUGGUGAGCCGGCUCUCGUCCCGCGCCGGCCCGGACGAUGAGGAGGAGGCGGGCGGCGAGCUGGGCCGGCGGUUCGGGCACCUGGCGGUGGAGGAGAAGGAGUACUUCAGCGGCAGCAUCCUGGAGGGUGGCGGCGGCUGCCGGGGCAUGCCGCUACCGGCGUCGUCGCUCAAACGGUCCAACUCGUACAACGAGGAGAGGAGCUCGAGGCUUGGCGUUGGUGCAACCGGUGAGCAGAUGGAAGGCGACCAAGGGAUCAGGGGAAGAUGCAUCCCCGGCAGGAAGAAGCAGCAACCGCAGAAGUAGGCCUGGCGUCUUCAUCAGAUUUGCAAGAACUAAACAUCUAGCAGUUUCUCUACCUGUAACACAAAACUCGGUUGAACGCCGAUGUGUUUGGCAUCUUUUUUUAAAAAAAAAUUGGCAAGGGAGCUUCUCUCAUACUCAUUAAGAGGGUGAGCACCAACGCAGAGCCGAGGCUUGAACGCUGGUGUUUAGCAUCUUUAGAUCUGUGAUGUUCAGGGCAUGCCAGUUAA
Messenger RNA from Phragmites australis (common reed), 1380 nucleotides. Its product is annotated as protein SOSEKI 2-like. The record is from RefSeq and is a predicted model, not a curated record. The transcript is spliced from 5 exons. NCBI's taxonomy places the organism in Eukaryota, Viridiplantae, Streptophyta, Magnoliopsida, Poales, Poaceae. Bases 41 to 1153 code for a protein of 370 amino acids.